Molecule: messenger RNA, 2445 nt
Organism: Populus nigra (black poplar)
Lineage: Eukaryota; Viridiplantae; Streptophyta; Magnoliopsida; Malpighiales; Salicaceae
Product: DEK domain-containing chromatin-associated protein 4-like
Exons: 12
Coding region: 322-2139 (605 amino acids)
Biological process (GO): chromatin organization; regulation of double-strand break repair
Cellular component (GO): nucleus
Molecular function (GO): DNA binding; histone binding
Source: RefSeq, a predicted model, not a curated record
CUCAUCUCCUCAACCAACGCAACCGGAGGGUGUGCAUUUGAAUAUCAAAUCAGGACCGUAAAAUCCCAUAUACUGAAAAGAUAUAAUAGAAUCAGAGCCAUCCAUCCAUCAGUUCCCAGAAUCUGACAGUUUCAUCCUAGGUGGCAUUCAACUACAUUUUAAAUCCGAGAUAUAAAUAAAAAAUAAUCGAGACACCCAUUUCGAAAUCGAAGGAGAAUGUGUCCCAAGUCAAGGAGUUUAAUUUUAUAGGCUAAGCAAUCCUAUCGAAUCAACAAAUUAGAGUAAUAAUAAACCACUCCUUUUUCUGUCUACGCUAAACAAAUGGGCGAGGAAGAAAAAGGGACUAAAGUUCCAGAGGUAACGGCAAAUGGGACUAGCGCUCCUGCAAAAGAGAACUCCAAUGACGUUAUGACUGAAAAAACAGAGGAAAAUGAUGGAAUAAAAGAAAUGGAAGAAGAUAAAAAUGAUAGCGAGAAAGUUGAGAUUGCAAGGAUGGAUGAAGACCCCAAGGUGACUGAAGAAAGGGAAAGCAAAGACAAAGAAGAUGGGUUAGAAGAAGGAAGAACUGAAGCAAUGGAAGAAGAAAUCAAACCCAAAGUAGAUGAAGAGAUGGAAGGAAAGGAGAAGGAAGCCAAAGAAGAGGUGGAGGAGAAGGUUGACGUGUCCAAGGAGAAAGAGGAGGUGGAGGAGAAGGUUGACGUGUCCCAGGAGAAAGAAGAAAAGUUGGAGGAGGAGGACGGGGGACGAUCAAAGCAACGUGGGAAAAGGAAGGGUGAUGGGAGGAAAGCUGAAAUGAAUAAGUUAAUGGAAGAGAAGAAGGAGCCGGGGCCAAGGACUCCUACUUUUGAUAGGCCACAGCGUGAAAGAAAAUCUGUUGAAAGGCUGGUGGCAACUGUUGACAAAGAUGCUGUCAAAGAAUUCCAGAUUGAAAAGGGCCGAGGUAUCCCACUUAAAGAUAUACCUAAUGUGGCGUUCAAGUUUUCAAGAAGGAAGGCUGAUGAUACAUUCAAACUGCUUCAUACAAUUCUCUUUGGAAGGAGAGGAAAGGCAUUGCAGAUUAAGAGUAAUAUAUCCCGGUUCUCUGGUUUUGUGUGGCAUCAAAAUGAGGGGAAAGAAAAGAGUAAAGUGAAAGAAAAAUUUGACAAGUGUAAUAAAGAGAAGCUGUUGGAAUUUUGUGAUGUGCUUGACAUACCAAUUACCAAGGUUACUACAAAGAAGGAAGAUGUUGUUACAAAGCUGUUAGAUUUUUUGGUGGUCCCCCAUGCUACAACCAGUGAUUUGCUUGCUGAAAAAGAGAAGGAAAAAGUGAGCAAAAAGCGCAAGAGAGUGGCCAAAAGUUCAACAUCUGGGAGCACACCAUUGAAAUGUUCAGCUAAGAGUCGAAGAAAGGCUGCUGAUAAUUCAAAGAGGAGAGAUAAAAAGAGUACAUCUGAUACAGAAGACGAGUCAGAAGAAGAGAAAGCAGAGGAAGAUGAAGAAGAAGAAGAACAGGAACAAGAAAAUGUAGAAGAGCAAAAUGAAAAUGGUGCUCUAGAAAAAUCUGAUGCUGAAAUCUCUAAACAUUCUGAAAGUGAGGAGAAAAAUGAAUCUGUAGAAGAAUCUGAAGAAAACUCUGGAAAAUGCAAAAAGAGGUCGGCUACAUCAUUGAGAAAAAAAGCACCUUAUGGAAAAGCUAAAACCAGAAUCUCCGUCUCCCGUAAGUCCAGUUCAUCAGUGAAAAGAACGCCUAAAAAAUCUUCAUCAAAACACAUUCUUUCUGAUGAGGAUAGUGAUGCAAGUCCAAAGGUUUCCCCAAUGAAGAAGAAAACUGAAAAGGUAUCAAAGGAGAAACACUUGCCUUCAAAGAAAUCUACCUCCAAGGAAAACACAGGUAAAAAAGUUGGAAAAGGGAAGGAAAAGGCUAAAGUUAAAGAGAACAAAUUGAUGCCAAGUGAUGAUGAGCUUAGAGAUGCGAUAUGUGAAAUUCUUAAGAAUGUGGAUUUCGACACGGCUACAUUCACUGAUAUUCUAAAGCUACUUGCUCGGCGAUUUGACACAGAUCUCACUACAAGAAAGUCAUCUAUUAAGCUUGUGAUCCAAGCUGAGCUCACCAAACUAGCAGAUGAGGGUGAUGAUGAAGAUGGAGAAGGUGAAGCAUAGAGAGAUGAAACCCAGUCUGCUGGUCAAGAGGUUGAAGCCUGAAACGUGUAACUCAGACUUUCCGGGAAUAGUGUAGCUUUGUGUUUUAUGUUUUCAUUUCACUCGUGCACAAAUGAUUCUUUCUGUAAGAAUGGCCAGCUGUAAUUCGUUCUUAGUUUUCAAUUUGCUGGCUAGCAGACAAGCAUUUACUAGAAACUAGAGAAGGUGAGCCUCGCCAUGCUUUCCACAAUAUAUAUUAUGUUCUAAUCAUGUGAGGUCGGUUAUGACAGGUUAUUAUUUCUCAAUUAUUUGUAAUCUUCAAUCCAA